AUGGAGGACACCAACUCCGAUCAAGAGAAGCGAUUAUCGCAAAAAAUUGCCGCAAUUCUCGACGAAGUUCGAACCUCAUACGCCACACACAACCGUAAACUCAAGGAACUAUCUCUCCUCCGGUCCAAAUCCACUUCACCGUCUCACUUCUUCUCCGCGUUUUCCAAAUCCCUAAUUUCCCUCUUCAAGUUUCAAAGACGAAUCGCUUCCGCUGACCGUGUUGUUUCCUUCGUCGCCUCUUUCACUACUGCUCGUAAUCCUUCCGAUGCCGCGGUUUGCGACGAGUUCCUCGACCAUUUCCUUCAUUUCCUCCUUGUUGCUGCGACGGCGGCUGAUAAGACUGUUAGAUUCAGAGCCUGUCAGAUUUUCUCCGAGAUAAUAUUGCGGUUGCCAGAUGAUGCAGAAGUGAGCAAUGACCUAUGGGAUGAGGUAAUAGAGGGCAUGAAGGUUAGGGUUCGAGACAAGAUCCAUUUGGUGCGUACUUUUGCGGUUAGGGCACUUUCGCGUUUCGUGAAUGACUCUUCGAACGUUGACAUUCUUGAUUUAUUCCUUGAGACGCUUCCUUUGGAGCAAAAUGCGGAUGUUCGAAAGAUGAUUGUAUUGUCUUUGCCUGCUUCCAGUGCAACCUCUCAAGUUAUUAUUGAUUGUACCUUGGAUGUGAGUGAAUCUGUUCGCAAAGCAGCAUACUGUGUUCUAGCUAAUAAAUUUCCUCUUCAAACUUUAAGCAUUAAGCACAGGACAAUAAUUCUUCGGAGAGGACUAGCUGAUCGAUCUGUUAGUGUCUCGAAGGAAUGUUUCAAACUAUUGAAAGACGAAUGGCUUAUAAAAUGCUGUAAUGGCAAUCCUUUACAACUUUUGAAGUAUCUUGAUGUUGAAACUUAUGAAUCAGUGAGCGAGUCUGUCAUGGAAGCACUUCUAAAAGCUGGUUUAGUAAAACUAAAGAAUGGUGCAAGUAUCCAGCAAUAUAUAUCAUCAAAUGGCGACACAGCAGAAGGGGAAGCGGUUCGUUGUCCUCCAAGCAUUGUAUUGAUGGAAGCAGAGGCUGCCCUUUAUUGGAGAAUUGUUUGCAAGCAUUUGCAGUCAGAAGCACAUGCCUUAGGCUCUGAUGCUGCAGCCACAGCGGGUACCGAAGCAGAAGUAUACGCUGCAGAAGCAUCAGAUAAAAAUGAUCUUCUAGAAAAGAUUCUUCCUGCUACAGUUGAUGAUUACAUAGAGUUAGUCAGAGCUAAUAUUGAUGCUGGAUCGAACCAUCGCUUUACAUGCCGGCAGCUGCUUUUGCUUGGUGCUAUGUUUGACUUUUCUGACACUUCAUAUAGAAAAGCUGCUAGUGCGUUUCUGCAGGAGCUGAUGAGCAAGCCUCCUGAGCAUGAGGUUGAUAAUGAAGGGAAUAUUGUUUUCAUUGGAGAUGGCUUAAGUUUUGGUGGAGAUACUCAUUGGGCAGAAGCCAUAGCCAAAUUGGCAAGGAAAGUCCAUGCUGCUCCUGGUGAAUUUGAAGAAGUUGUUCUUGCAAUCAUAGAAAAGCUAGCUCAACCUUGCAGAGAGAGAACAGCAGAUUAUGUGCAGUGGAUACACACCCUUUCCCUUAUUGGCCUUUUACUGAAAAAUACUGUGUCCAUGCGCUUUCUUCAGGGCAAGGCUAUAGAACCAGAUGAACUACUCCAAUCUUUACUUCUUCCCGGGGCAAAACAAGCUCUUGCGGACGUGCAAAGGAUUGCUGUAAGAUGUCUUGGCCUCUUUGGGCUUUUGGAGAGGAAACCAAAUGCUGAACUUUUGAAACAGCUUAGGGUUUCAUACAUUAAGGGGCCACAUAUAAUUAGUAUAGAGGCUGCUAAAGCAUUAAUUGAUCUUGUGAUGUGGCAUGGUCCUCAAGAAGUUGACAGGGUUUUAAAUCACGAAGUUCCAAGCCAAUUAAGCUGUGACAAAAAGUGUUUUUGUCCUGUGAACUUCUCUGAUUUCGAAGGGGAUUCAAAUUCAAACGUUGACAUACUUGAUCUUUUAUACGGUGGCUUUGAAAAUGAAGACUGGGCUAAUCCUUUAACUAGCAACGAAGAUGAAUGCAUUUAUGCUAUACUUGGAGAAGGUUUUGCGAAAAUUCUUCUCCUAAGUGACAACUAUCCAAGCAUACCGGCUUCUUUGCACCCUGUGCUUUUAUCUAAACUCGUUUACUUGUACUUCAGUGAUGUAUCAGAAAAUAUGCACAGGUUGAAGCAAUGUUUAUCUGUUUUCUUAGAGCACUACCCGUGUCUCUCAACAAAACACAAGAGGUGUGUAUUGAAGGCUUUCAUUCCAGUUAUGCGCUCAAUGUGGCCAGGAAUUUUUGGCAAUUCUGGGGGUUCUCCUUUUAUGGUGUCUCAGAUGCGUAAGCGUGCAGUUCAAGCUUCACGUUUUAUGUUGCAGAUGGUGCAGAUUCCAUUACUUGUUAGAGAGACUGAAGCAGUGUGUGAAAACUCUAGUCCAGAAGUCCCGCAAGUUAUAGAUAAUUAUGCUGAAGUACCAUUUGAGUGUGGUGAGGAGGGACUUGCACUACACAUAGCCAUAGAGGUCGCAAGCUUUCACUCAAAGAAGACAGCUGCUGAGAAGGCAUAUGUAUCGGCAUUAUGUAGAAUACUUGUCUCCCUUCAUUUUCGGUUAUCAGAACAAGGGCCCAUUAAAGUUAUGAGGAAGCUUUUAAAUCGUCUGGCUGAAUGUGUAUCUUCGGAGAAGGAUCUUGUUAAAGAAUUAAAGCGCAUGGCUGAGCAUUUGAUGACGGUUGACAGGCAACCAGAUCAGGAGUUGUUGCAAGAUGAAGUUAAUCUCAUUUUUGGGAAACUAGAACUUGAAUUCAACAUGGAUUUGGAUGCUUCUGUUGCAAUCCCACAAACACCAGCUGUACAGCCAACGAGAGCCACACGUACAAGGAGAAGGGUAAGGAUUGAGAAAGAUAGUUCUGAUUCUGACGACGAAGUUUCAAUUGCUUCUGUGGUUCCUACAACCAUUAAUACUGUAAAAGGUCGCUCACAGAGAGCAAGCAAAACUGCAGCCAUGAACAAGAUGUCGUCUACCUGUAGAACACUUGACAUUGAUGAAAUUGAAGAUCUAGAGGAAGAAGAGUCGAAUGUGACAUCUGAAGAUUCUGAAGAAUUCGACCAGGAUAGUUAA
Molecule: messenger RNA, 3138 nt
Organism: Vicia faba (fava bean)
Lineage: Eukaryota; Viridiplantae; Streptophyta; Magnoliopsida; Fabales; Fabaceae
Source: the annotation of a GenBank genome assembly